CCAUUCGCAUCCAUUAGCAAACCCUAGUAUUCAACCAUAUAGCCAUGGCUAAAACCUCUAUUAUAAUCUUGCUGCUCUGCAGUUUAACAUCUCUGGUUUCCAUUUCCAAAGCUGAAACUUGCUCGAACUACUCAUUCCCAAGCAACCAAGUCUUCGAUUCCUGCAUGGAUCUCCCAGUUCUUCAAGCAUCGUUACACUGGAACUACAGCCAACUCACCACAAAGGUUCAGAUCGCAUACAGAGCCAUCCAGAUUCCCAGGGGAUGGAUUGCGUGGGCGCUGAACCCCACGGGAAGAGGCAUGAUCGGUUCUCAAGCCCUGCUCGCCUUCCGACACAGCAAUGGCAGCAUGAUCGCUUACUCGACUUCCAUCGCAAGCUACAACCCUUCGAUGCUACCGUCCGAGCUCAGCAUUCCGGUUUCUGACAUCUCGGCGGAGUAUGUCGACAAACAGAUGAUUGUAUUUGGUGUGUUGGGGCCGUUGGGGAAUCAAACGAGUUUCAACCAUGUGUGGCAAGGUGGGAGUACGGUUUCGGACAACAUUCCUCAGGUUCAUCCGUUGUCGGGUCAGAACGUUGAGUCACUCGGACUCGUCAAUUUCUUGUCAUCUUAGGGACAAAUCUGAAAGAAACAUG
Messenger RNA from Hibiscus syriacus, 633 nucleotides. RefSeq names its product cytochrome b561 and DOMON domain-containing protein At5g47530-like. NCBI's taxonomy places the organism in Eukaryota, Viridiplantae, Streptophyta, Magnoliopsida, Malvales, Malvaceae. The transcript has a single exon. The record is from RefSeq and is a predicted model, not a curated record. The coding region runs from base 45 to 611 and encodes 188 amino acids.